This is a messenger RNA of Propithecus coquereli (Coquerel's sifaka), 1353 nucleotides long. It is a transcript of the gene EDIL3, whose product is annotated as EGF-like repeats and discoidin I-like domains 3. The record is from RefSeq and is a predicted model, not a curated record. The transcript is spliced from 9 exons. Lineage: Eukaryota; Metazoa; Chordata; Mammalia; Primates; Indriidae. The coding region runs from base 44 to 1300 and encodes 418 amino acids. Gene Ontology annotation, molecular function: calcium ion binding.
GACGACCCCUGACCAACCGAGGUCACGUCCGGGAGACGGGAUCAUGAAGCGCUUGGUAGCUACCUGGCUCUUGGUCGGGCUCAGCCUCGGUGUCCCCCAGUUCGGCAAAGGUGAUAUUUGUGAUCCCAAUCCAUGUGAAAAUGGAGGUAUCUGUUUGUCAGAAUUGGGUGGUGCGUCCUUUUCCUGUGAGUGUCCAGAUGGCUUCACAGAUCCCAACUGUUCUAGUGUUGUGGAGGUUGGUCCCUGUAUUCCUAAUCCAUGCCAUAAUGGAGGAACCUGUGAAAUAAGUGAAGCAUACCGAGGGGACACAUUUAUAGGCUAUGUUUGUAAAUGUCCUCGAGGAUUUAAUGGGAUUCAUUGUCAGCACAACAUAAAUGAAUGUGAAGCUGAUCCUUGCAAAAAUGGUGGAAUAUGUACAGACCUUGUUGCUAACUAUUCCUGUGAGUGCCCAGGUGAAUUUAUGGGAAGAAAUUGUCAAUACAAAUGUUCAGGCCCAUUGGGAAUUGAAGGUGGAAUCAUAUCAAAUCAGCAAAUCACAGCUUCCUCUACUCACCGAGCUCUUUUCGGACUCCAGAAAUGGUAUCCCUACUAUGCACGUCUUAAUAAGAAGGGUCUUAUAAAUGCCUGGACAGCUGCAGAAAAUGACAGAUGGCCAUGGAUUCAGGUGUUCCGUGGAAAUGUUGAUAACAACACACCGUAUGCUAACUCUUUCACACCUCCCAUAAAAGCUCAGUACGUAAGACUCUAUCCCCAGGUUUGUCGAAGGCACUGCACUUUGCGAAUGGAACUUCUGGGCUGUGAACUGUCAGGCUGUUCUGAGCCUCUGGGUAUGAAAUCAGGACAUAUACAAGAUUAUCAGAUCACUGCCUCCAGCAUCUUCAGAACGCUCAACAUGGACAUGUUCACUUGGGAACCAAGGAAAGCUCGGCUGGACAAGCAAGGCAAAGUGAAUGCCUGGACCUCUGGCCACAAUGACCAGUCGCAAUGGUUACAGGUGGAUCUUCUUGUUCCUACCAAAGUGACUGGCAUCAUUACACAAGGAGCUAAAGAUUUUGGUCAUGUACAGUUCGUUGGUUCCUACAAACUAGCUUACAGCAAUGAUGGAGAACACUGGACUGUAUACCAGGAUGAAAAGCAAAGAAAAGAUAAGGUUUUCCAGGGCAAUUUUGACAAUGACACCCACAGGAAAAACGUCAUUGACCCUCCCAUCUAUGCACGGCACAUAAGAAUCCUUCCUUGGUCCUGGUACGGGAGAAUCACAUUGCGGUCAGAGCUGCUGGGCUGCACGGAGGAGGAAUGAGGAAACUCUACAUCCCACAACCCUCUUCUCUAUUUCCCUAGAAGUAUUUCCAU